CAAAAACAACAACAACAACAACAACAACAACAACAACAACAACAACAACAACAACAACAACAACAACAACAACAACAACAACAACAACAACAACAACAACAACAACAACAACAACAACAACAACAACAACAACAACAACAACAACAACAACAACAACAACAACAACAACAACAACAACAACAACAACAACAACAACAACAACAACAACAACAACAACAACAACAACAACAACAACAACAACAACAACAACAACAACAACAACAACAACAACAACAACAACAACAACAACAACAACAACAACAACAACAACAACAACAACAACAACAACAACAACAACAACAACAACAACAACAACAACAACAACAACAACAACAACAACAACAACAACAACAACAACAACAACAACAACAACAACAACAACAACAACAACAACAACAACAACAACAACAACAACAACAACAACAACAACAACAACAACAACAACAACAACAACAACAACAACAACAACAACAACAACAACAACAACAACAACAACAACAACAACAACAACAACAACAACAACAACAACAACAACAACAACAACAACAACAACAACAACAACAACAACAACAACAACAACAACAACAACAACAACAACAACAACAACAACAACAACAACAACAACAACAAAACAACAACAACAACAACAACAACAACAACAACAACAACAACAACAACAACAACAACAACAACAACAACAACAACAACAACAACAACAACAACAACAACAACAACAACAACAACAACAACAACAACAACAACAACAACAACAACAACAACAACAUACCUGCCACAACAAAAACAACAACAUACCUGCCACAACAACAACAACAUACCUGCCACAACAAUAACAAUAGUGUGUCAUUACAAUAUUCCUAACCCUUGGACAAAGACUAACUAGCUGGUCUAUUACCAAAAUUUCAACCGCAUGAAAAGCCUGGCCAAAAUGGAAGAAAUUCAUCAAAAUUUAAUAACCUCCUCUUUCGACGUAAUUCUUGGAACUAAAAGCAGCUGGGGUGAAAGUGUUAGAAGCGAAGAAGUAUUUGGAAAUAAUUUUAACGUAUUCCGGCACGACUGAAAUUUAUCUCUCUGUCAGAAAAAAAUCUGGAGGUGGAGUCCUCAUAGCCAUAAACUCUUGCUUUACUUCUGAAGAAAUUAUUACUCCUAAAUAUAAAGAAUUUGAGCAUGUAUGGGCCAAAGUCUCAAUAUUGGGAGAAGAACAUAUUUACUGCUCUGUCUACUUCCCACCCGAAAAUGCAAACAAAAUCUCUUUUGAAUUGUUCUUUCAAUCUUUAGACACAAUUAUUUCGAAUAUGGAACCUGAAGUAAAGCUUCAUAUUUUUGGCAACUUCAAUCAACGUAAUGCGGACUUUAUUUCUGACAUUGAAAAUGAAUCAAUCUUACUCUUACUAAAUUAGAAAUUAGUCUUUUCCGACAAAAUUCUAAUUUUGGCCUACAUCAAGUAAACUCCGUAAAAAAUCAACAAAAUGCAUAUUUAGAUCUUCUUUUCACAAAUUGCACAGAAGACUUUUGUGUGAACGCAUCAAACCUGCCAUUAUGGAAAAAUGAAGCAUUUCACACCGCAAUUGAAUAUUCAUUAUUUACACACAAUGCAUCCCUUCCCUUUGACUUGGAAUAUGAGGAAGUGCCGGAAUACAAUAAAAACUACAAGGAUCAGCCCCAUGGGGUUGUUCGAGCAAAAUUUCCAAUGAUUGACAUUUUCAAUUAAUCAUCACACUUUUGAAUCCGCAAAUGCACAAGAGUCUGCUUAGAUUGAUCCUUAUUAGGAAUCAACACCGAACACGCGAACCCAGAAUAUAGACUCUAUUGAUCGUGAUUUGUAUUUGUUUCGUAGCCGACGAAAUUACAUCAAUAGCCUAAAUGUAUACAAUUAAAUGUUUGUACAUGCUUGCGAUGCGGAUAUCGAUAUUUAAGCUUCUCUCCACCAAGCUUGUGUU
Molecule: messenger RNA, 1997 nt
Organism: Malaya genurostris
Lineage: Eukaryota; Metazoa; Arthropoda; Insecta; Diptera; Culicidae
Product: nuclear transcription factor Y subunit beta-like
Exons: 2
Source: RefSeq, a predicted model, not a curated record